UAUGUCUGAAGUAUAUUCAAGUUCAACAAUGUUGUUAAAAAAAAUUCAAAAUACACACAUGCAUGAUGGAAUUCACUGAUAAAAUUACUAAUAUAGAAAUAUUCAUUCAUCCAAAUUUCACAUAAAAUGCCCCUUUAAAAGAUAAGAACCUUACACUAGAGAUCUCUCAAGAAGCAAACAUGGAUUUAGCAAAAGUACUUCUGAUAACUUGUUUUAUUGCGAGUAUUAAUACAUGUAAUGCUACUAAAGAAAUAGUUCCGGAAGAUUUCUUGAUAAGUGUGCUUAAUGAAUUAUCACUAUUAAAAAAUCAGUUUUUAAACAGUGAGAAGCUCUAUGAACAGAAAUUAGCUACUGUAGAAAAGAAACUUCGUGAAACUGAAGAUGUUAGAAAAUAUUAUCAGCAGAAGGUAGUAAAAGUUGAAAACUUGCUCCAGAAAGCAGAAGACACUGAAAAGUUCUAUGAGCAGAAAUUAGCUAAUGUUGAAAAAAAGCUUCAUCAAACUGAGGUAAGACUUUUUGAUGCUGAAAAGUUCAUAGACAAGUUUAUUUCUGUCAAAAGUGAACCACCAAAUAAUGCUGAUAAAAAUGGUAUGACCCAUACGCAUAAAUCAAAUGAAAACUUUGCCAAAGACCUGUCUGGAAAAACUGCCAUUAGACGAGGGAACUUAAAUGUAUAUCAUAACGGAAGCUCUACAAAAUACAUACAGGAAGAGAGCCAAGCGCCACGUAAAUUGCGAAACACAGCUACGACCAGCAAUGUCCAAAUUGCCUUUUCAUCCUACUUAUCGAGCCAUGCGAACCACCUGCAGCCAGAGCAAACUAUUCCAUUUGAUGAAAUUCUUAUCAACCAAGGCCAAGGAUUUGAUACUUCAACCAGUAAGUUCACAUGUCCUGUCAGCGGAGUAUACGUGUUCCAAUCUUCAGUAAUGGCUCAACGAUACGAUUACGUUCAGACCGAAAUCGUUAAAAACGGGUAUGUGGUUGUUCGGAUGUAUGCGGCAACAGACAAGGCCACUACAAGAUUCGACCAAGGUUUUAACUCGGGGAUAACUGAAUGUUACAAAGGUGAGAAAGUCUGGGUGAGAAUCGUGGAACACUGGGGAACCCAAGUACGAAGCUCGCGUUUUACAACAUUUUCUGGCUAUCUUCUCUGGCCGAUGUAAAAUUUUCCGAAAUAAAGUACUUGAAACAUA
This is a messenger RNA of Mercenaria mercenaria, 1193 nucleotides long. RefSeq lists its product as uncharacterized. NCBI's taxonomy places the organism in Eukaryota, Metazoa, Mollusca, Bivalvia, Venerida, Veneridae. Bases 180 to 1163 code for a protein of 327 amino acids. Gene Ontology annotation, molecular function: protein binding. The record is from RefSeq and is a predicted model, not a curated record. The transcript has 2 exons.